Messenger RNA from Prorocentrum cordatum, 3054 nucleotides. The record is from the annotation of a GenBank genome assembly. Lineage: Eukaryota; Dinophyceae; Prorocentrales; Prorocentraceae.
AUGCACAGGCUCGAGGCCAAGUUGGACGUCCGUGGACGCGGGCGGUGCUGCGAUUGCUGCGAUCGUGGCGUCUCCAAUCUGAAGCGACGGUUCCGGGAGAAGGUGCUGUGGUAUCUGCCCGAGAGCGAGGAGAGCGAGCCGAGCGGAAUCUGGAAUGACAUUAAGGGCUUCAUGGUGAGGGAUCACAAGAUCGACAAAGAGGAACCAAUCCCGCCCCUACCCUCCGGACGAUGCUCGGUUGUCUGCUGCGGCGCGAAGAGCCACCUGCCCACGAACGCCGACGCGCAGUGGCGCGUGAUGGCCCUGGCACGCGGGCUGCGGCUGCCGAUGCCGCGGCCGUAUCGUGCGCCCUACAUCCCGGGCAUCACGGUGCUCGUCCCGCACUUCAAGGAGGACAUCUACACUCAGACGAAGGGCGACGAACACAGGCAAGAUCUGAGCAAGUGGCUCCAGUAUCGGUACAAGGACGAGUUUGGCUUUUACGGAGGCGACGCAGGUUAUCAGAAUACGAAUGCAUAUCGGGAUUGGAUGGCCUUUCGGCAGCAGACGCUCUUCCGGACCAUCGAGGGCAUGUGUUUGUACCAAGAAGCGAUCCGUAAGCAUUUCGAGUUGCAGGGGAUACGUGAUUGCAGGAUCGCGCAAAACCCAGAAUUGUGGAGCAAGGACGUGUUCACUUGCUUGGUCACAAUGCAGCUUUACGGGUACAGUCAGGAAGCCCGUCAAUACGAUUUACGCCACAUUCACGAGUUGCUUCUGAAGCAUGGCAGCUGCCUCAAGGUCGCAUAUAUCCACUAUGAAUCCAAGGGGGCUGGUUGUCCAAAGCCAGGACGUCGAUACUACAGUUGUUUGAUCGACAACAGCUGUUUGAAUGGCCAGGAUAUGAAGAGCCCAAAAUUUAAGGUCGAGCUACCGGGGUACCCUAUACUAGGAGACGGUAAGGGGGACAACCAGAACCAUGCCAUCCCUUUCACGCGCGGUCACUAUUUGCAAACCAUCGACGCUAACCAAGGGGCGUAUUUCGAGCAGCUGAUGUUGCUGCCAUGUGCGCUGGGGGAGUUCCGCCGCAAGAGCAAAGCAGACCGCGAUGCCGGCAAGAAGAUCUUGGGGUUCCCAGAGCACCUUACCAGUGACAUCGGCUCCGUGGGCGAUUUCGCGGCAUCGGCCGAGAUGGCGUUCGGCACCAUCCUGCAGCGCGCCUAUGUUGUGAUGGGUGGCCGCAUGCACUAUGGGCAUCCCGACAUCAUGAACAGGCUGUACAUGAUGCAGCAGGGAGGCGUGUCAAAAGCGACGAAGACGCUGAACCUCUCAGAAGACAUAUUCGCGGGCAUGGACUUCACUCUCCGCGGGCACGGCCGGCAGAUCAAGCAUUGCGAGUACAUGGCCGUCGUCAAGGGCCGGGACAUGGGAUUCCGCGCCGUGCUACAGUUCUUCUCCAAGCUGGCCUCGGGCACCGGCGAGCAGCUCUUGACGCGCCAGACGUUCCGCCUGGAGCAGGUGCUGGAGCUGCCGGAAGCCCUCUGCUUCUACUACGCGCACGGAGGCUACUACCUCAUUCAGUUCGUAAUAUCGUGGUCCAUGCCUCUGACGAUCUUCGUCUGGCUGCUCGUGCUCGUGUCAGGCUGCGAAGAGGGCGACGUGUGCGAGAGGUCCAGCUUCGGCCACGACGCUCUUCUCGAGAGUACCGGCGUCAGGUCAACGCAGGAGGCCAUAGUCCCCAUGUUGUCGGUGAUGUGCUCCCCGGUUGUUAUAUUUUUCCUUCUGGUGUCGUCCUUGCCGUGGUUUGCCGAGAUGUCGAUGCAGCGUGGCGCCUGCUUCGCGCUGGGGAAGUUGCUUAAGAGCUACCUCACGCUUUCACCGCUCCUGUUCGUUUUCCAGUCCAAGUGCAUCGGCCACUACAUCGUGAACGAGUUCCGCUACGGGGGCGCGACGUACGUCGCAACGGGGCGCGGGCUCCCCACAGAACGCAUGCCCUUCAUGCGGGUUGGAACAAAUGGGGAAGGGAAGCCCCGGAAGUACGAAGGCUUGUACAAGGAUUACGCUGUCAUCGCUCACCACGACGGGGCCAUGCUUCUAGUCGGGCUCAUACUCGUUUGGCUCGCAGGGGGCAACCCAGGAGCUUCCCUUGCGUUGGUCAGCAUAUUCUUCUGCAGUGGUCUGGUCAUCGUUUCGUGGCUAUGGGCUCCCUAUGUCUUCAACCCAUAUCAGUUCAAGCUCGAGGACACCAAGGAGGAUUGGCAGGUCCUGAAAAAGUUCUUCCGUGCUGACGGUGGUAUCGAGUGGCUUGAAUGGUAUUGGACGGAACGGGUGAAGACUGGCCAACGGCUCUUCAACGUUAUCUGGGACAUCGGUUUCGUUAUGUUUGCGAUCUCCAUCGCUGGAUGGUACAUGGCAAUUACAGUCAAGGUGAGCAUGCUAAAUUCACUCUUCUCUGACAGGUUAGAGUUCAUGUACGUGCUCGCCUUGAUCCCGCCUGUUGUCCUCUCCUUCGCCUGCUGCACCGUCGCGACCGUCGUCCACUUGUGCCGAGCUUGUGUCAAACCCCCUGCCACCUCGGAAGCUCAGACCAGCUUGCUGAGUAAGUGGCCCAAACCAGAGUACAUCACGGAGCCUGCCAUGGUGAGCAGCGGCUUUCUCAGUGACGUCCCGCUGCAUGUCCUCUCGGUGGGCGUGGUGUCAUCAACCUGCCUCGAGUCGUUCUUCUCGCUCAUCCAUCUUGCAGGCUGGUGGAGGGCGCUGCUGGCGGGGGUGGUGCUCAAGCUGACGCUGCUCUCUGCCAUGACCCUGAUCGGAGAGGGCACGCUGCGCUCCCCGUUCUGCCGAAAGUGGCCGCCGGUGCUCCUCAUCGCGCUUGAGGCGUGGGUGUGCGCACACCGCAUGGCGAAGGACGCCCUGACGUCCUUGAUCAUCAUGCCCGUGCUGUUCUUGUUCGCGAAACUCGACGGGCUCAACAGGUCAUGCAACCCGAGCGGCCGCUAUAACCUGCACCACUGGUUCCUCUACCGCGCCCCAGGCAAUGACCUCGAUAGACUCAGAAGUAGGCCAUUGCCGCAAUGA